UGUCGCGAGACAUUAUACGCGAGGCGUGAACUCAUUGGUCAACCUAAACGACAAUUCACCAGCUGAUUGGCUAGUCUCACUUCACCUUUGCUCCGCCCCUUCCCCGGCACUCUCUUCCGCCUCCUUUCUGCCUCCCUGUUGCGUGCGCGUGACCAGAGAGCCCAGCACCUCCCUUUCCUCUGCUUCCGCCACUUCCGCCCUGGAGAACAUUUCUCACCCAGGGUUGGUAGAAACGUGCCGGAGCAUGCGCACUGAGAGGAUCUCGAUAAAAAUCGCCUUCAAAAUUGCUUAAAAGGCAAACUCUAACAAAGAGAUCUAAGAGUCGUAGUGACUGGCCAAGAAAAAAUGCAAUUUUGAGGUCUAAUUCGAUUGUGACGCAGUUGAAAUUAGCUUCUCCGCCCAUCCCUUCCCUUUCACGCUUCCGUCCUGACGCAAACGUGCGGCCGCCUUCCGCACUGCGGGCUUGUCCUUGGCCCUGCCCUAGUCAGUUUCCUGAAGCAUGCGCAGUUGCCUUUCCUUACAUUCCUGUGCUGGGCGUACGUUAAGAUGGCGGCGUCCGUAUUAAACACCCUGCUGAGGCGGCUUCCUAUGCUUUCUCUCUUCCGAGGUGCCCACAGAGUUCAGGUUCCCCUCCAGACUCUUUGCACCAAACCUCCCUCUGAGGAAGAUUCUUUGUCCCCAGUUCCCAUUUCUCCUUAUAAGGAUGAACCCUGGAAAUAUCUGGAAUCAGAAGAAUACCAGGAGCGAUAUGGUUCUCGCCCUGUCUGGGCUGACUACCGCCGCAACCACAAGGGUGGUGUACCCCCACAGCGGACUCGGAAAACAUGUAUUCGUGGGAAUAAAGUUGCUGGGAAUCCCUGCCCCAUCUGCCGAGAUCACAAGUUGCAUGUUGACUUUAGGGUAAGGAGAGUCUUUUCUUUUUUCCUCUGUCACCAUACGGAAGCAGUUGUGUUCUAUUAUUUACUGUGCCUUAAAGAACAAGUUAUUUUUCUCCCCAUAGGAGUCUGUGUGAAGCAGCACAAGAGGUUGACCCAGGCCAUCCAGAAAGCCAGGGAUCAUGGUCUCCUCAUUUACCACAUCCCCCAGGUUGAACCACGGGACCGUGACUUCAGUAUCUCUCAUGGGGCUGUGAGUGCUACUCCGCCAGCCCCCACCCUGAUCUCAGGUGACCCCUGGUACCCAUGGUACAACUGGAAACAGCCACCAGAGAGAGAACUGUCACGCCUUCGCCGGCUUUACCAGGGUCAUCUUCGAGAAGAGAGUGGCCCCCCACCUGAGUCAAUGCCCAAGAUGCCCCCUACAGCACCAGCGGAAGCCUCCUUCACUGGGCAGACAGACCCUCAGAGUGCUCUGUAGGAGCCGUAGACUGGGAAGAGAGGCCAGGCAUGGUGGCU
Molecule: messenger RNA, 1394 nt
Organism: Mandrillus leucophaeus (drill)
Lineage: Eukaryota; Metazoa; Chordata; Mammalia; Primates; Cercopithecidae
Gene: MRPS18B
Product: mitochondrial ribosomal protein S18B
Exons: 6
Coding region: 547-1356 (269 amino acids)
Biological process (GO): mitochondrial translation
Cellular component (GO): ribosome; mitochondrion
Molecular function (GO): structural constituent of ribosome
Source: RefSeq, a predicted model, not a curated record